Messenger RNA from Oldenlandia corymbosa var. corymbosa, 5205 nucleotides. The record is from the annotation of a GenBank genome assembly. NCBI's taxonomy places the organism in Eukaryota, Viridiplantae, Streptophyta, Magnoliopsida, Gentianales, Rubiaceae.
AUGGUUUUAGAGAUGAAUGAGGACGACGAUUUUGGCGAUUUAUAUACCGAUAUCAAGGCGAAAGCCAGCCCAGAAGUGACUAAAUUGCUUCCGGUAGAAGGAGACGAAGAAGAAGAAAAUUUGGAUAUUAUCGAGGCGAAUGAAUGUGAGAACGGAAAUGUGAGUGAAAAUGGGGAUUCAAGUCAGAGCGAGAGCGAGGAUGAAUUGAAGAUUGUGGUGAAUGAUGACGACGUUGAUGAUGAUCACAGAGAAGAAAAAUGCGUUUCUGAUAGUUAUAAUAAUAGUAAGGUUAAUUCGGAGAGGGUGGGAUUUGAUGAUGGGGAAAUGGAGGAGGAUGAUGACAGAGGAGGAGGAAGAGGUGGCUGCAAUGGCGGCGGCGGCGUUGCUCAUUUUAAGCUCAUGAGGUCUAAAUCUCGCCCAGGGAUGUUUUCAAACAACAUGAAAAGCUUUGCAUCUGCAGGAGUUGCUUCUUACUCCUCUACUAUGGUUGGUGAUAACUGGGAGGAGAAAAGUUGCGGUCCUGAUUUUAGGACAUGCUCAAUUGGAGACCAACGCAGACUGAAUAUUUCAUUGCCUCGCUCUAGUACUAUUUUAGAUGUCGACAUUGAUGUAUUGGAGUGGAAGCCUUGGAGACAUCCUGGGGCAGACAUAACAGACUUUUUCAAUUUUGGUCUGGAUGAAGAUAGCUGGAAAAGCUAUUGCAAGCGAUUGGAUGAGUUGCGGGGGAAAAGAGGAGCUAAUGCCAAUUUUUACCGAGCUGACAAACCUUUGGGACAUAAUAAGAAAACCUUGGCGGAGGGUGCAACUGAAAUUGAUGCUUCAUCCAGACUUAAAAUAGCACAUCCUCCUCAUGAAAAAUCUCCUACAACGUGGCAGGCAGAGAAGCCAAAGGGAAAAGCUAUUCAGGUUGAAGAAGGCAUUGGCGAACGCCAACCAUCUACUGAUGUUUGGCAUCCUGUUGUGCGGGACUUUGAUUUUAUCAAUAUCAUACAGAUACCUGUGCAGGAUACUGAUGAAGACUUUCCAAACUCUGCCAAGGGGGCAGUUGAUAAAGUUGCCUUUGCUCAAGAAGCAUCAGAUGUUAAAGAAUCUGGAGAUAUUCCAGCAGAUGAUGGAGGAGAUAUGAUUUGUUUAUGUGAGUCAAGAGUGGAUGGGUUACCCACUUUGGAAGUAUCCUCUGACGACACACCAAAUUAUUCUCUUGCAAGGUGCACAAAACAAAUAUCCCCACUUAAUCCUGCAUGUAUGGAGUCACAUCUUUGUGGUCAGGCUUCUGAAGCAGAUAAGCUCUGUGUAGAAGAGACGUUGGGAAGUGAUUCAGACUGUAGUUCUGUACCAACUAGAUCAUCCGAUUAUCUAAAAGAAAGCGUUAGCGACGUCGGACCGUUUACUGCAUCUUGUAGAAAGGAUCUAGAAUCACCCUAUUCUGAACAGAGUCUUCGGAGCCCUGGUUUGUCACCUUGUCAGGGUGACAAUGUAGCAUCCAGAUAUGGUGCUUAUAUUGAGCAGGCAGGUAAAUUUAAAAGCCAUACGAAGAGAGAAUCACGGAACUCAGAAUCAGAGGUGAGGGAGACGGGGACAUAUGGUUAUCAUUCAUUAAAUGAAUCUGGAAGAAGCCAUGCUCUUAAAGUGAAACCUAGUGAUUAUAGAGGCCAAAGUCCUGUCCUAAGAAACAAUAAAAUUUACCAGAAAAAAUCGAGUAGAAAGGCCGAAUUCAUGAGCUACUCUGAUAAUCGGGACUCUUUGUAUGCCUCUGACCCUGAGAGGUUCCAUGUUCAUCCAACAAGUGGAUACUGCAAUUGGAGGAAGAAACAUAAAGGUUUCGGUUACUCUGAAAGGGAAAGUUUUUUAUGUUACAAGGGGUCAGAACAACCAUCAUAUUGUAGAGGGGAAAAGUUUUGUGAUUAUCAGCUUAAUGAUGAUUUUGGCAGAAAUUCUCAUUACAGAGCUUCUCCAAAUACUGGAUAUGACAGAGACCUACGUCAUAGACAAAAUUUUCCUGGAAAGAGAAUACAAAGGUCAACUAAUGACGUGUUGGAGAAGAUGAUAAACCAGUUUGAAAGUAGACCAUCUGUUGAGAUGACGGAUUCGCUCUGUUAUGAUGGCUCAGGGCAGUUCAUUGCUGAGGAGUUACCAUUACCAGAAAGUAGAAACCUCAACAGAAGGAAAUGGAUUCAUGAGGAACUGCCUUUUAAGAGGCGGAAAAGGAAUAACUUCGUGCCUGAACGUAUUUAUAGCUAUGAAUUCACUCGAGAAAACUAUAGAUGUAUCGAGAGUGGCAAAAGGGAAACAGAUGUUAUUGAACUUGAAUAUGAUAGACCAUUAUCAUAUACUCGAAGAGAAGUUGAAACUUCUAUAAGAAUCCAAAGGAAAUUUGAGAACCCCCUUGAUGUCUACGGCACUGUUAGGCACAGAGAUUAUGAGAACAAGACAUUCAGAGACAUAGAAAACGAGUUCCCUUUCUCAUCUUGGAGAAAAUAUUGCACUAAUGGCAGGCGGAGUGGUCGGAAUGAUGUAGUUGAAACACAAGGUAUCAGAAUGAGAGAGAACUUUUGUGAGAGGUACCAUGAAAGGAAAUUUGGUGGCUGGUCUGAUGUUCUUCAUAAUGAUGAUAUUAUAGAAAAUCUUCAUGAUGAGGAUGAUUUUAGCAGAAGAAGACCGCAUUUUGAAUCUGAAGUAUUGCCAUGGGGACAAGAAAAAUACCGACCUUGUCAUGCAGACAUUGAUCUUCCUGCUGAUGAGCGGACAUGGAAUCCUUUAACAAAAAAUUUAAGGAGUAAAAGAUCUGAUGCCAGAUAUGACAAAGGAUCAAAGCUUAUUGUGUAUGAGUCUGAACAUAAUAUGUGUAAGCAGUUAAGAAAACGCAGUUAUGGUAGUCAAUAUCCUCGAAAUUCAUAUUCGAGUCCUAGAGAUAUUGUUAGACGAGGCUUCCAAGGUAGCUGGAACUCUACUGACAAACACAUGGUUGUUUGGAACAGAAAGUCCACCAGGUACUUUGGAGGUAAUGCUAGGCAUGACAAUAGCUUGAACUGGAAUGAUCAUUCGGGUCAGAGAAAUUUUGAGGAUUCAGAUGAUUACCAAUCAGGGAUCAUAGUUGGUGAAAAUCACAGAAAUAACAAUUCGGGGGAUUUAAGUCGGGUCGACAAGUAUACUGAUACCACAAGGCACCAUUGUCCUGACGUUGAAGGAGGUCAUAUCAUAGCCAAGAAAGAGACGUGCACAUCAAAAGAUACUUCAGGCAUUGCAGGCUCAGAGAAUCUUUCGAGUAACAAACCCAGGAUACAGGAAAUGAUGGACAAAAUGGAAAAGCGGCGAGAGAGGUUCAAGCAAUCUUUAGGGGUUGCAUCAUCAGAGAAGAAUGACAAGCCUGACGCAGCUGACAAAGUCACGGAAACUGCUGAAAAAACACCCCAGAAAAAUAAGAAGUUGGAUUAUGAUGAUAAUAAUGAUGUUGAUGAUGAGGGACAAGUUGAUAAUGAUGAUGAUUUUCAGAUUAGUGAAAAGAAAAUCAGGACUGCGAAGAAAUCCCUGGAGGAAUUGCUUGUUGUUCGUAGGCCAGUGAUGGAGUUCUACAAGGAGGAACGAGAAGAUGGACAAGAAGAGGAAGAGGAAAAGGAAGAAGCAAAUAGAGGAGAUUCUGAAAGUGAUAUUAUUGAGGAGGAGGAAAAACCAUCUUCUUCUUCUUCAUUUGAUGACAAUCUUACUGAAUUUGCUAGAAAGAUGCCUAUUUUUGAGCCUACUGGAAGGGUACAGUCAGCAGUUUCUUCUGAGGAGAAGCCGCUUGCAGUGAAUUUAGACUUAGCUUUGUAUAGAGCUAAAAUAUUAGGGAGGAAUUACCAGUUUCAAGCUGCUGAGAAAAUACUUCAGAAGUGCAUUGAAAUUUGGCCAGAAGAUGGGAGAUCAUAUGUGGCAUUAGGAAAGAUUUUGAGUAAACAAUCUAAAAUGAAAGAAGCCAGGGCUGUCUAUGAAAAAGGUUGCCAGGCCACACAAGGAGAAAAUCCUUACAUUUGGCAGUGCUGGGCUGUUCUAGAGAACAAGAUGGGCAAUGUUAGGAGGGCAAGAGAACUGUUUGAUGCUUCGACUGUUGCUGACAAGAGGCAUGCUGCAGCUUGGCACGGAUGGGCGGUCUUAGAGCUGAAACAGGGGAACAUUAAGAAGGCUAGGAGUCUUCUUGGAAAAGGUCUGAAAUAUUGUGGUGGAAAUGAAUACAUAUACCAGACACUCGCAUUACUGGAGGCUAAAGCAAAAAGAUAUGAACAAGCGCGCUAUUUAUUCAAGCAAGCGACCAAGUGUAAUCCGAAGAGCUGCGCAAGUUGGCUCGCCUGGGCUCAACUGGAGGCUCAACAGGAGAACAACCACGAAGCUAGGCGGCUUUUUGAGAAAGCUGUCCAGGCCAGUCCCAAGAAUAGGUUUGCAUGGCAUGUCUGGGGAGUCUUUGAAUCAAAUUUGGGAAACAUUGACAAGGGAAGGAAACUCUUGAAGAUUGGACAUGCCGUAAAUCCAAGAGAUCCAGUGCUCCUUCAGUCACUUGCAUUGCUGGAAUACAAAUACUCAAGUCCUUAUCUCGCUAGAACAUUGUUUAGAAAAGCAUCUCAACUUGAUCCGAGGCACCAACCCGUUUGGAUUGCUUGGGGAUGGAUGGAGUGGAAAGAAGGAAACAUAUCGAAAGCUAGAGAGUUGUACCAAAAGGCUCUGUCAAUCAAUUCCACCACCGAAAGUGCUGCUCGGUGCCUUCAGGCUUGGGGUGUUUUGGAGCAAAGACUUGGGAACUUGUCAGCGGCUAGAAGAUUAUUUAGAUCUUCAUUGAACAUAAAUUCUCAGAGCUAUGUGACAUGGAUGACUUGGGCAUCUUUGGAGGAAGAUCAAGGGAAUUCAGAUCGCGCUGAUGAAAUCCGCAAUCUUUACUUCCAGCAGAGAACUGAAGUUGUUGAUGAUGCAUCAUGGGUCAUGGGGUUCUUAGACAUCAUAGAUCCGGCAAUCGACAGCAUCAAGAGACUCCUGAACCUGGAUCAGAGUCCAUACAUCAAGUCGAGGGGGGAUCCAUUCGCCGUGGAAUCCGCAACUGGUUUGCAAGGAGCUGAAGAUGAUGGUCGAAGUUCGUUUGAUCUCGAUAAAUUUGUUCGAGAAAUGUUACGUUUGGAUCCCUCAACACUCGAAGUUCAGAUGGAAACACCAGACAGAACAGAAAAAACUACUACUCCCUAA